AUGGGAAGGUAUCGCACGGUUCCGUGCAUGGCCCUGUCAGGUGCAGCGCCGCCGGCACGUCAGCAGCUGGUCAGAAAGAUACAGCGCCGCCUGGAGGAAGAAUGUGAAAAGCGCAGCUCGGAGUUCCGGGAGAAUCGCAUCAGCAUCAUGGUGGCCACUGAUGCCUAUGGUCAAGGUAUCGAUAAGCCAGACAUUGAUGUUAUCGUCCACUGGCAACCGCCGUUGAAUAUGGAGACGUAUGUAAACCAGAUCGGCCGUGCUGGGCGAGAUGGCCGGCAUUCCCUGUGCCGACUGUGCUGGAGCAACAGCAACGACUGGAACAUGAUGCUGCAUGACAAGGGCUACUUUGCGCAGGAGUUGAAGCAACUGAUGGCCCAAGAUCUGGAGGUGGAGCUGGAGUCGCGCGUUGCCUUGCUCAGCAUUGUCACGGAGCACAGGUGCCGCUGGCAUGGGAUACUCUCACAUUACGCCUGUGCCGCAGAGCUGGAAGUCCCCCGAGGCUGCGGCGUAUGCGAUGUGUGCGUUGGCAAGGAAGUGGGGAUGAAAAGGAGCACGGCCAGUGAUGGUGAGCAGAAUCUAGCGCUGCUGAUACUUGAUUGUGUCAAGUUUGCCAGCAGCCACGGCGAGGCGACCAAGGGAAGAGUCAUACAGAUAGCUCGGGAAGGCGCCUCUGGCUUCCGGCACCCGUGCUCCGUGGGCAUGCUGGAAGCCAUUGAAGCCAAGAGGUGCCGGCUGCCUGGCCCACCGCUGAAGCGUGCUCUGGAGGACAUGUUCUUGCGCUUGCAAGACAGCGGAUAUCUGCUGCCCUGCCUGCCCAGCUAUGCUAUUCAGCAGCCGAUGAAGAAGCUUUCUUGGGGCGUCGAGUUGAGUCGAUCAGGCUUGGAAGCUCUGAGCCGGGAUGGCGUCAUCCAGCUUGUCCCGGAACGCAGGGGCACUUCCGGAAGCGAGUCAAAGCAACAUCGCCAAACAAUUCGUCAGCUCAAAAAAGCCCUCAAGGAGUUCGCAUCCGUGAAAGGCGACCCAGAGGCUCUCGAGGAUGCUCUGAUACAUCUUCAACACGUUGCCAGCGACCAAGCGUGUAAAUCGAAGCCUCCUGUCAAGCGAGACGCGCCUCCUCGUGUCAAGCAAGAUGAAACAGAUUCGGUCCUGCGCCAGAUGAAGGGUAUCUGCCCUGAUAUGCAGAUUCGCUACGAGAACCUUGGUCCAGAUCAGCGCCAAUUCAUCAUGGAGAUUCCUUCGCAACAAAUCAAACACAGCGGCAAGCCAUCGCGGUAUGAGAGUGUGUCAAGGAAGGAUGCGCUUGAAACGAUCAAAAUACCGGUCAAGAAGUGGUGGGUCCCACGCUAUGUGGGAGACAACUUGCGGGACGACGACGUGAGUUGCAAUGUCAAACUGGGGAAGCAGGCGAUGUGGAAAGCAGAGAUCUAUGUCAAGCCUUCGGGAAAGACCUUUGCCAGCAGGCGUUCCUUCCCACGGUGGGUGGAUGCAGUGUGGAGCGCUAUAGCCAGCGUCCCUGAAAACAACAUGUUUCAGAAACGCGUGAAACUUGAGUGA
This is a messenger RNA of Symbiodinium pilosum, 1554 nucleotides long. The record is from the annotation of a GenBank genome assembly. Lineage: Eukaryota; Dinophyceae; Suessiales; Symbiodiniaceae.